GGAACGCAAUCCAAGAGAGCUUUCCCUGUCUUCUCUGCAACGUCAUUGCCGAGUACUCCUGUGAACUUUGAGAAAGUCGUUUGUCGCGAUCUUUUAUUCGUUUUUCUUUUAUCAAAAGAGCGAUCUCGAUUGCGAAUCAAUAGCUGCUAAUCAUCUCGAUAUCAGAUUCAUCAUGCAAAUCUUUGUGAAAACCCUUACUGGAAAAACCAUCACCCUUGAGGUAGAAGCUUCCGACACUAUAGAGAAUGUCAAAGCCAAGAUACAAGAUAAAGAAGGCAUUCCUCCUGAUCAGCAGCGUCUGAUCUUUGCUGGAAAACAACUGGAAGAUGGUAGAACUCUUUCUGACUAUAAUAUCCAGAAAGAAUCUACACUUCAUCUGGUUUUGCGUCUUCGUGGAGGAAUGCAGAUCUUUGUGAAGACUCUUACAGGCAAAACUAUUACUCUUGAAGUAGAAGCUUCAGACACCAUAGAAAAUGUGAAAGCCAAAAUUCAGGACAAAGAAGGAAUUCCCCCGGAUCAGCAGCGUUUGAUUUUUGCUGGAAAACAGCUUGAAGAUGGUAGGACUCUUUCUGAUUAUAACAUCCAGAAAGAAUCUACACUUCACUUAGUUCUGCGUCUUCGAGGAGGAAUGCAAAUCUUUGUAAAAACACUCACGGGCAAAACUAUCACACUCGAAGUCGAAGCUUCUGACACAAUAGAAAACGUGAAAGCCAAAAUCCAGGACAAAGAAGGAAUUCCUCCGGAUCAGCAGCGUUUGAUUUUUGCUGGCAAACAACUUGAAGAUGGUAGGACUCUUUCUGAUUAUAACAUCCAGAAAGAAUCUACACUUCACUUAGUUCUGCGUCUUCGAGGAGGAAUGCAAAUCUUUGUAAAAACACUCACGGGCAAAACUAUCACACUCGAAGUCGAAGCUUCUGACACAAUAGAAAACGUGAAAGCCAAAAUCCAGGACAAAGAAGGAAUUCCUCCGGAUCAGCAGCGUUUGAUUUUUGCUGGCAAACAACUUGAAGAUGGUAGGACUCUUUCUGAUUAUAACAUCCAGAAAGAAUCCACUCUUCACCUGGUUCUGCGUCUUCGAGGAGGAAUGCAAAUUUUUGUGAAGACACUCACAGGCAAAACUAUUACACUUGAAGUCGAAGCUUCUGACACAAUAGAAAACGUAAAAGCCAAAAUCCAGGACAAAGAAGGUAUUCCUCCUGAUCAACAACGUUUAAUUUUUGCUGGAAAACAAUUGGAAGACGGACGGACGCUUUCGGAUUAUAACAUUCAGAAAGAAUCCACACUUCAUCUGGUUCUGCGUCUUCGAGGUGGAAUGCAAAUCUUUGUGAAAACGCUUACUGGAAAAACUAUCACUCUUGAAGUAGAAGCUUCAGAUACUAUAGAGAAUGUCAAAGCUAAGAUUCAAGACAAAGAAGGCAUUCCUCCUGAUCAACAGCGUUUAAUUUUUGCUGGAAAACAACUGGAAGAUGGCAGAACUCUUUCUGAUUACAAUAUCCAGAAAGAAUCUACACUUCAUCUGGUCUUGCGUCUUCGUGGAGGAAUGCAGAUUUUUGUGAAAACUCUUACAGGCAAAACCAUUACUCUUGAAGUCGAAGCUUCAGAUACCAUAGAGAAUGUAAAAGCAAAAAUCCAAGACAAGGAAGGAAUUCCUCCCGAUCAGCAACGUCUCAUUUUUGCUGGUAAACAGCUAGAAGAUGGCAGAACUCUUUCUGACUAUAAUAUUCAAAAGGAAUCUACACUUCACUUAGUUUUGCGACUUCGUGGAGGCGAGUGUCUUUGAAUUGGAAAUCCAGAAAAAUGUUAGUCGCAAAUUGCAUAGUAGUAGUAUCACUAGUGUCAAAAACCUUUUUCUUUUUAUUUAUGCUUCUAUACACUCGUAUGCUUUUUAUAAUAUUAUUUUUCAAAAAUUAUUAUUCGAGUCUAAAUGCGACAAGAAUGUAAUCAAUUGUAAUCCAUCUAAAUAGAUACAUUCUCAUGCAAUUUAAGCAAUUAAAUUAUAUUCAGAAUUAA
Molecule: messenger RNA, 2010 nt
Organism: Camponotus floridanus (Florida carpenter ant)
Lineage: Eukaryota; Metazoa; Arthropoda; Insecta; Hymenoptera; Formicidae
Product: polyubiquitin
Exons: 2
Coding region: 173-1780 (535 amino acids)
Biological process (GO): modification-dependent protein catabolic process; protein ubiquitination
Cellular component (GO): nucleus; cytoplasm
Molecular function (GO): protein tag activity; ubiquitin protein ligase binding
Source: RefSeq, a predicted model, not a curated record